CAGAAGAGAAGCACGUGAGGUUUGUGUUCAGGAAAGACCUCAGCCCUCGAACUUGGAAGCAGGCAGGUGAGAGCGCUGUGCAGCGGUGCAGCGACCAUGGCAAUUGAUGGAAUUGAAGCCUUCUCGCCUCCCUCUCACCCAUCUUCCCAUUUCAGUCAACAGCGCCACUUCUAUGUUGCCGUCGACAGGCUCCAGUUCAAGAUGGUCCUCUUCUCUCAAUCUACGCUCACACACAUUUUUUGGAUUUCAAUUCCUAUGUUUGGAAACAUUAGUGGGUUUGUUGGACGUAGCCGGUCGCCGUCCAUCCUUGCCGAUGAUUGUGUGUUGUAGUUCUCGCGACGAGCUCGAUGCUGUCUGCUCCGCUGUCUCCAACCUCCAAUACAUCUCUUUGGCAUCUUUGUACAGUGAUCUUGCUGAAGCAGACCGUGCACUGAUUUUAGAGACAUUUCCGCAAACAACAUCGAGGUGGAGCCAAAAGCUCAGUUCUCUAUCAGAUGACAAAUGUGAGGUUGAGGAAGAUGGUGAAAAAUCUCACAUGAUUGUAGUAACAGACGCUUGCCUUCCACUUCUUGCGUCUGGGGAGUCACCUCUUUCUGCCCAUGUUUUGAUAAAUUAUGAGCUACCAACAAAGAAGGAAAUGUAUAUGAGGCGCAUGACUACCUGCUCGGCCUCAGAUGGGAUCUUAAUCAACAUGGUUGUUGGGGGAGAAGUGGUAACUCUCAAAAGCAUUGAAGAAAGUAGUGGCCUUGUUAUUGCCGAGAUGCCCAUUAACAUUUCUGAAAUUUUAUGAGAACGCAUCUGAAGACAACACAGAAGGUUCGCUUGUAGAGAUUGUCUGUUAGACAAUAACGAUCUUGAAUUGUGUCAUCUGAUCAACGAAGGAGAUGUUUACCCAACAAUUGAUCAUAUCAAUGAUAUCUUAUGUUUUUAGAUCAUUCCUUGUUAAAUUGUAAGAACAAAAUUUGUAAUUUAACAUCUUAGUCGUUACUUUCUUUUUGGAAUGUUAUAUAUCAUAAAUUCGGUUCAAAUUAA
Messenger RNA from Cucurbita pepo subsp. pepo (vegetable marrow), 1032 nucleotides. Its product is annotated as initiation factor 4A-like protein. The record is from RefSeq and is a predicted model, not a curated record. Lineage: Eukaryota; Viridiplantae; Streptophyta; Magnoliopsida; Cucurbitales; Cucurbitaceae.